UGAACAAGUCACGUUACACUCUCAGUUGUUUUUUGUCUGUUGUUUUUCUUGUGUUAUUGAACGUGAAAAUGUAAAAAAGAUGAAGUGUGUGCUCAUAUUACUCCUCUGCUGCCAUGCUGCAUCUCCGGAUGAACUGCUGGACUUCCGGGCCAGCAGGUUUAGGGAAGUCGUUCAUGGGGUCACAUCUUGACCCCCCCCCCUCCCUGAAGUUUUUCUUCACUGAAACCCCUGGAGCUCAGAGCAUCCCUGAGUAUGUGGCUGUUGCAGUUGUUGAUGAAGUUCCUAUAGGUGAGUUCAACAGUGCAAGAGGAGUAGAGCCAAAGAAAAACUGGAUUAAAUUCUUUAAGGAUCAUCCUGAGCACCUGGAGUGGUGUAUAUUACAAUCUGUGGAUAGACAUCACUUCUUGAAGGCUACCAUUGAGACUUUGAGGCAACGUUUAAACCAAACUGAAGGUGUUCAUAUUUUGCAAAUGAUGAAUGGCUGUGAAUGGGAUGAUAAGACUGGAGAGAUUAAUGGGUUCAAUCAGUAUGGUUAUGAUGGAGAAGACUUUCUAGCGUUUGACCUGCAGACACUGACAUGGAUCACUCCAAAACCACAGGCUGUCAUCACCAAAAUGAAAUGGGAUGCUCAAAAAGUUCGAGUAGAAGCAAAUAAAAACUUUGUUGGUAAUCAGUGCCCUGAGUUUUUAAAGGAGUAUUUGCGAUAUGGAAGGAGAUUUCUGCAGACAGCAGUCAGCUGCCACGCUACAGGUUUCUAUCCUGACAGAGCCGUGAUGCUCUGGAGGAAAGAUGGAGAGGAGAUUCAUGAAGGUGUGGAUCCUGGAGAGAUCCUCCCCAACAAUGAUGAGACCUUCCAGAUGAGUGUUGAUCUGAAACUUUCAUCAUUCACUACUGAAGACUGGGAGAGGUACGACUGUGUGUUUCAGCUCUCUGGUGUGAACGAGGACAUUGUAACCAAACUGGACAAAACAGUGAUCAGGACCAACUGGGCAGAGAAGCCAGCUGACACUGUGACCUUCAUCAGUGCUGCAGUGGUUGUUCUAACUGUCACCAUCAUCACAGCUGUGGCAUUUGUAACUUACAAAAAGAAGAAAGCUCCUGACGAUGGCUCUGAGCAGUCUGAGAGACUAAAUCCACAAAGCUGACUGUCCUGCAAAGAAAUCUUCACUUCACUGUCUGUGUGACUUUCCUCCAGCUGCUUCAGUUUAUUCCAAAGUUCAAAGACAUGUUAAAAACACCAGUAAAUAAAUAAAGCACAGGUAAUGAUCACUGUGAACAGGCUGCUAUACUUGCUGUAAAUUAGUACAUGGUCAUAUAUUUGUAUCUAGGUGCUGUGUGUACAUGUUUCAUGCAUUUGUGAUUUUAUUCGGCUUCAGAAUGUUAUCACCAUAUCGAUGCAGUGGGAUCACAAGUCUGCUAAAAAGCAAAAGUAAAUGUUUCAACUUUAUUGAUAGUUAUGCAUCUGACAAUGACAGUUUGUUAGACCUGAAGUGUGUGAUUUUACUGAGACGUUGGCAGCGUACAAAGCAUGCAGUAUUUUUCAAAUGACACCAAAACAUCUGAAGGAUGACAGCAACGGACUCUCAUUUGAAAAUGAAAUGUUCUCAGUUUAUUAUUUUAUUCUUCUGUGAAAAUAACUAACCCGCGAUUUCCUGCAUUUGAUCUGUGAGGUCACAUGAUCCUGAUCUUUGACCACCUUUGGCUACAUCCUAAUUCAAACAAGGAAAACUGUUGUUUUGAUUCCACUAUAACUUCCUCAGUGUUCUGUCUCAUGUAU
Oreochromis aureus is the source of this 1777-nucleotide messenger RNA. Its product is annotated as BOLA class I histocompatibility antigen, alpha chain BL3-6-like. Gene Ontology annotation, cellular component: external side of plasma membrane. The record is from RefSeq and is a predicted model, not a curated record. The transcript has 6 exons. Bases 114 to 1145 code for a protein of 343 amino acids. Gene Ontology annotation, biological process: immune response. NCBI's taxonomy places the organism in Eukaryota, Metazoa, Chordata, Actinopteri, Cichliformes, Cichlidae.